Macroventuria anomochaeta is the source of this 1115-nucleotide messenger RNA. RefSeq lists its product as uncharacterized. The coding region runs from base 294 to 1070 and encodes 258 amino acids. NCBI's taxonomy places the organism in Eukaryota, Fungi, Ascomycota, Dothideomycetes, Pleosporales, Didymellaceae. The transcript has a single exon. The record is from RefSeq and is a predicted model, not a curated record.
UUUUGGUACACACCACAAAGGACACAUAAUGACAAUGACCAAACGUGUCUCAAGAUGCCACAACUUCUUCAACAAUGGCAGACACUUUCGACAAGAACACAGCUCAACACAGCUUAAGUAUUCCGUGCUUUUCCUACCACUAAUCCUGUCCAAACCACCCACCAACGCCCAACAGCAAUAACGGCCUUGUGAUCACCGCUCAAGCAACAAGGAGAACCAUCCUACCCUAGUCCACACUCACUCCACAGCCUUUUCACAAUCGAUCUGGUUGCCCAACACAUCAUGAUGCUCUCAUGCAUACCCGACUUCGCCUAACUAAGCCAACUCUUCUCAACACACACCAUCACCCUAACUCCCUCCAAUCCCUCCCAGCAGCAGGCCUGCGACCUCAACAACAACCCCUAUUCGUCCUGGCGACCUCCAACAUGUCCUCAAAACACACCUGCCUUUGGGUAAUGAUACGCGUGUCAACGAGCAGCCGGUGCAAGAGCCGCCAAAGGAGGAGGACAACCGCCCCAGCCCCAAGAAACGCGCUGAACGCGCUCGACGUGAGUUUAUCCAAGCCGUGGUCGAUCGAGCGCGGCAGAUGGGCUUGGAUAAGCCGCGGUGCGAUGAGAUGCCGGAGAUACUUGCGCUGCGGGAUGCUAUCAAGGGCGGUGCAUCCGAGGGUAAGCAUGUCGGAACUCACACCACCGCCAGUGGGUCUGAUAUUGGCCCCAAAAAAGCCCCCCCCCCCUGCGGCCCUUACUACUAAGGUGACAGAUAGUGAGAAGGUGCCUGAUGUAUCAUCGUUGUUCGAUGAGGAUAAAGGCGAUGCUAAUACAGACGCUAUGUUAGCCGCCGGGCGUCAAGCAGCACCAGACACAGAAGGUAACACUGAACGGGAGCACAAGCUCAAGGAAGAGCAGACGCACAACCCAGUCACCUCGAGCAUCAUUCGUCUUUCCACGCACCGCAGCGUCAAUACCGUUCGCCACAAAUCCGCAGCCGACGAGCCCGACGCGCGGUCUGAUACCUCCUCCUCCUCCUCGUCCUCAUUUAUCAAUGGUCUUUCCGAUGCCCAGUCCUAGCAGGCGGCAUCACAACCUUCGCCCCUCCCUCUCCCUCCUUCGAUC